Messenger RNA from Psylliodes chrysocephalus, 2956 nucleotides. The record is from the annotation of a GenBank genome assembly. NCBI's taxonomy places the organism in Eukaryota, Metazoa, Arthropoda, Insecta, Coleoptera, Chrysomelidae.
UGACAAUGACUUGACAUUUCUGCUACAAAUUUUGAGAUAGUACGUCUUCAUCUCACUUUAUUACGUUAAAAUACGAAUACUAUCUUUUUUAUUUUAAGAAUUUAAAAUUUUAGUAAAUGGGCUAUGGAUAUGAGCUCUUUUUCUGUAUCUAUACAAAACGUUAAAAUUUAAAAGGCACCGAUGUAUACUCACUUUUUGUGAAACUUGAUUUAUAAUUUUUAUAUAGCAUUAGUUUAUAAUGUUCAGUUUUUCAGGUUUGGAUUCCUGAUAGACCCUGUUUGUGCUACUUGUAAAUAUCACAUUUUUUUCGUUUGACCUUUACAUAAAAAUAUAUAAAUUUUAUCAAAAGGAGAGAUCAGUUUUAGAAUAACAUAAUAGCAAAAUAUUGAUAAAACGGUAAAUUUUGGAGAUCAAAAUGAAAGUGGUAGCAUUAAUAAGUGGUGGUAAAGAUAGUACCUUUAAUAUGAUGCAGUGCAUUGCUGCAGAUCAUGAAAUUGUAGCUUUAGCAAAUUUAGUACCCCACAGUAAAACAGAAAUAGAUAGUUUUAUGUAUCAAAGUGUGGGCCAUGAAGCUAUUGAUCUCAUUGCUGCUGCUAUGGACCUUCCACUAUAUAAACGAGAAACAAUGGGAAUUUCUAAUGAGAGAGGAAAGGUAUAUACUCCAUCUGAUAGUGAUGAAGUAGAAGAUCUAUAUGUACUUUUAAAGCAAAUUAAAAAGGAUAUUGAUUUUGAAGCAGUGUCUGUAGGUGCUAUUUUAUCAGAUUAUCAACGAACAAGAGUAGAAAAUGUUUGUGUAAGACUUGGCUUAAUGCCCUUGGCCUAUUUGUGGCAAAGAAAUCAAAUAGAGCUUUUGGACGAAAUAAUAAGUUGUGAAGUAGAUGCAAUAGUAAUAAAAGUAGCCACAUUAGGUUUAGAAACUAAACAUCUCGGAAGAUCACUUAGUUCUUUACAACCCCACUUGCUUGCCAUGCAUGAAAAAUACGGAUUAAAUGUGUGUGGAGAGGGAGGAGAGUAUGAAACAUUGACAUUAGAUUGUCCAUUAUUUAAGAGUAGAUUAGUUGUGGAAGAUUCUGACAUUGUGAUUCACUCGAGUGAUCCUAUAGUAGCAGUAGGUUACCUAACUUUUAAGAAACUUUCCUUAGAAUUAAAAUUACCGCCGCUGGAUUUACAAGAUCGUUUAGAAGGAUUACCAUUAAAAAAUUGUGAUGGAUAUCUUACUGAUCAUGAAGAAGCAGUUUUUAAAUCUGAUGAAGACAUAGAUGACCCACAAAAUGGAAUAACACCAACUUCCAAUAUAGAUAAAUGCAGUUACUUUUGUGAAAAUGUUGUACAAGAAGUUUCCUCUGUACAUAGCAACAAAGAAGGGUGGCUUUUUAUAGGAGGUAUUCAGGGAACUUCCAUCAACGCUAAGGAAGCGAUGGAACAAGCCAUGAGUAUCUUAAAGUCUGAAUUAACAAAAUAUGACCAUUCCGUGAAAGAUGUGUGCUCCAUAACGAUGUUCAUAGGCGAUAUGUCGCAAUAUGCAGAGUUAAACAAAUUAUAUGUAGAAACUUUUAUUUUUCCAAAUCCACCUACUCGAGCCUGUGUGCAGGUGCCAUUUGAUCCUAAUAACCCAGUUAGAUUAGAAGCUGUAUCAUGGAAACAGCCAAAUUGUGAUACAGGAGAUACAGUAGAAAGACAAACAAUGCAUGUUCAAAGCAGGUCCCAUUGGGCUCCAGCAAGUAUAGGUCCAUACAGCCAAUCUAUUAGAGUAAAAGAUUUCGUUCAUUUAGCUGGCCAAAUUGGUUUAGUUCCUGGUAGCAUGGAAAUGGUUAAAGGCGGCGUAAAAGCUGAAUGUAAGUUGGUCUUAAGACAUUUAAAAAGGCUGUUAACGGCUGUGGAUCACAAAUUUAAUUUGAGAAACGUUGUUCAGAGUAUUUGUUAUGUGACUGAUCCAUCAUAUGUUACCACAGUGAGGAAGUUGUGGGAAGAAAAUACAAAUAAUGCUAUUGUUGAUUAUGUUGUUGUUACUGGUUUGCCUAGGAAUGCAUCUGUAGAGUGGCAUGUCUGGGCGCACAAAUAUAAUAACCAGUUUGAUUAUGAAGAAAAAGGCAAAUGUGUUGAUAAUUUUUCAAUAUCCAUAUUUCGUCGCUGGAACCACGAAAACCACCUUUCAGCCAUUCUUUGCACUGUAAUAAAUCCAGAUGAAAAUGCAGUAUGUGAACCAGCUAUUAUCCACCAAGCUUUGGAUUAUACAAUUCAAAAACUUCUAUUGGGUUUUGAAGACGAAAAAUCAAUCAUCAGUUUAAACAUUUUUUAUACGACUAAGAAAAAUAUUCACGAAAAGGACAUUUUGAAUUAUUUUAAAAAUGAAACAAAAAAUGUGGUUUUAAGUUAUACAUUUAUACCUGUCAUGUCACUAAAUAGUAAUCAAACCUUUUUGUCAAUUUGUGGAGUUAGGUUGUCGUAAGGGAUGAACUAUAUAUGUUUUGAUUUAUAUAUGCGGUGAGUAAUUUUUUAAAAUUUCUUGUCGGUCCAUUAUUUAAGCAGUUAGGAAAUUUCUCAUUUGCUAUAAAUCGUAAUAUUAAAAUGAAAUUCAACACUUUUUGUUAUUGUUUGGUAUUGAUAUUUUCAAUUUAACUAUAGAGCAAAUAAGUCUGAUAUCUGAAAACAUUUUUUAAGCCAAACGUAUCGAAACUUUCACCCAUUUUUUACAGGGGUUACUUUUUACAUUGUUUGAAAUAAAAAUAUUUAAAUAGGAAAGUGACAUUAAAAAUUAGUUGACUCUCCUUCUACAAACGUAAAAAUGAGUGAAUAAUGAUUUUAGCUAAACAUCGACUUAAACUUAGGAAACAGGUAUAUCUAGAACCAUUAAAUGAUCAUCGAAUAAAUAAAGUAACAUUUUUAUCAAAUUUGUAUUUGUAUAUAGGGUGUACCUUUAAAACCAAUAAAAAUAUACUAGUUGGGUACUUUUUAA